AUGGCGCAAAGUGUAGGACGCUCCCUCGUGAUUGUCAACUCUCAAGCCAGCCCCAACAGCACUUCUCGCGGCGGCUCAACCUUCACCGGUACCGCGUGGGUUGAGGAUGUCUAUCGCAGUACUGACGGAACUAUUACCACCGUCAUGUUUGAGCCCGGUGCCCGUUCCUUUUGGCACCGCCACCAAGGUGGUCAGACCUUGCGAGUUCUCGCCGGCGCAGGAUGGGUCAUGGACCAGGGCGGCGAGGCCCAGCGGAUCAAUGUCGGCGAUACCGUCUGGUGCCAAGCCAAUACGACUCAUUGGCAUGGAGCUGACGAGGGGAGCUACCUCGUGCACCUAGCCAUCUCGCAUGGACAGACUGAAUGGCUGGGCGAGGUCACUGCGGAGGAGUACGACAAGGCACACUCCCGAGGUUGA
Messenger RNA from Fusarium falciforme, 417 nucleotides. Its product is annotated as Cupin-2 domain-containing protein. Lineage: Eukaryota; Fungi; Ascomycota; Sordariomycetes; Hypocreales; Nectriaceae. The record is from RefSeq and is a predicted model, not a curated record. The transcript has a single exon. The coding region runs from base 1 to 417 and encodes 138 amino acids.